AUGACUUUUGGCAAUUUAGAAGACGCUGAAAAAUUCUACAGAAAUUAUGGAAAGGCCAGAGGUUUUGAUAUCCGUAAUAGCACAACAAAUUAUGGGAAGGAUAGAGAAUUAAUUGGCAAAAGUUAUGUUUGUUCAAAAGAAGGAGUGUUAAAGAGCAAAUCGUUGGAAAUUCGACGAUGUGGUACAAUUAGAACAAAUUGUAAGUUCUUGAUUCACUUGAAAUUAGACAAAAACAUUGGCAUAUGGAGUGUCUACAAGUUCGUGGAAGAACAUAAUCAUACAAUUACUUCACCGAGUAGAACACAUUUUCUAAGGGGAAACCGUGAGGUUACAAGUGCGAAGAAGACAUUGAUAAAGCAGUUUGGAGAGGUGAACAUUCCAACAAACAAGCAAAUGGCCUUCUUUGAAAACUCUAGCGGAGGUUUUCAUAGAAUUGGAUGCAUUGAGACCGAUGUGAGAAAUUAUGAAAGAGAUUUGAGAGAGGAGAGGCGUGGUCAUGAUGCACAAAUGAUGUUGGAUCAUUUCAAGUCGGAACAAAAGAAGAAUCCUUCAUUUUAUUAUGUUUAUGACGUUGAUGAAGAGAAGCGCUUAACUCAUUGUUUUUGGGUGGAUGGCAUUGCUAGAAUGAAUUAUCAACACUUUGAUGAUGUUGUCUCUUUCGAUGCCACGCAUAACACAAAUCAAUAUGGCUUGGUAUUUGUGCCGUUUGUAGGCAUAAAUCACCAUUGGCAAAGUGUUUUUUAG
Asparagus officinalis (garden asparagus) is the source of this 744-nucleotide messenger RNA. Its product is annotated as protein FAR1-RELATED SEQUENCE 5-like. Bases 1 to 744 code for a protein of 247 amino acids. NCBI's taxonomy places the organism in Eukaryota, Viridiplantae, Streptophyta, Magnoliopsida, Asparagales, Asparagaceae. The transcript has a single exon. The record is from RefSeq and is a predicted model, not a curated record.